GUUUUGUCGCAAAAAGGAACUGUCGUAAAGAAUGUGCUUAGCGGCAGCCGUACACACAUACACGUGUAUCCAGAGGUGUUCUGAAGAUAUAUUUUCUAUCAGGAUGGCAAAAAGUUUGCGCAGCAAGUGGAGGAGAAAGAUGAGAGCGGAGAAAAGAAAGAAAGUUGCACCCAAAGAACUGGCACGCCUCAAAACAGUGCUGGGUCAGGGAGAGAAAGGAGAGAUCACCAUGAAAGAUGUCGCUGAGAUCGCCACCUUGGUGCCGCCUGAGAAAGUGAAGGAGAAGCCAGAGGAUGUUGAGAUGCAAGGAGAUGCGGAUGGUGGAAAGAUGGAUUUAGACACUAAACGCAAUAAAAAGACAAUGUUGGACGAUCAAGGACGGUAUCCGGUCUGGAUGAACCAAAGGCAUAUAAAGAAGGUGAAAGCCAAACGCAUGGCUACAAAAGGAAAGCCUAAGACGAAGAAGGGGCUCGCCUGGUAGAUGAACUGAUCUGCUUGUGCACGGACAUUAUGCCUGACACAGCUGUACAGGAGCUUUGCUGUGCAUCUUUUACAUGUGCAGUUUGUACAUUUCUAUGGACUGUUGAUGCAAUCUUCCAGUGUCUGGAAGAGCCAGACACUGUAAGUCACCCGCAUUGUACUACACAACUGACUCUUCCAAUGAAAUAUAAAUUUUUCCUCUCUACUUCAAUCUCUCACUCUGUGGAUCUGCUUUACUUUGAAGUAAAAAUCCAAUAUACCUUUCUGGGGGAUAUAGUUUUAUUUUGCAGUCAACAAAACUGCACAACAUUGAGUCAAUAAAGAGACAAGCAUAAGCCAAGCCAGUGGCUUUUGUAUCUCUCUAUAAGGCAGCAUGGUAUACGUUUAGAUUUAAUCGCUGCACCAACCAAAAUUCUUUAUAAUAGUAAAUUUGAAUUCCGCAAACAACUUAAUGUAUUAGCACAUUUGUAAAUCUUCUGAUUCAGUGCAUAAAGGUUUAGAAAACUGGUAAGUGACAUGACAUUCCUCAUUUAAAACUAUUAACAGCGUUUCAUAAUUACUGUAAUAUUUGACAUCCUAUUAUCUGAGAGAUUACAUGGAAUAUUAGCACUUUUAAAAAUCCAUUUUUCAUAUUGUAGGACUGGGAAUCAGCUAAAACUGAACAUUUUUCAAC
Molecule: messenger RNA, 1153 nt
Organism: Sinocyclocheilus rhinocerous
Lineage: Eukaryota; Metazoa; Chordata; Actinopteri; Cypriniformes; Cyprinidae
Product: protein LLP homolog
Exons: 3
Coding region: 32-481 (149 amino acids)
Biological process (GO): dendrite extension
Cellular component (GO): nucleolus
Molecular function (GO): RNA binding
Source: RefSeq, a predicted model, not a curated record